Messenger RNA from Labrus mixtus (cuckoo wrasse), 2453 nucleotides. It is a transcript of the gene pax2a, whose product is annotated as paired box 2a. The transcript is spliced from 12 exons. NCBI's taxonomy places the organism in Eukaryota, Metazoa, Chordata, Actinopteri, Labriformes, Labridae. The record is from RefSeq and is a predicted model, not a curated record. Gene Ontology annotation, molecular function: RNA polymerase II cis-regulatory region sequence-specific DNA binding; DNA-binding transcription factor activity, RNA polymerase II-specific. Gene Ontology annotation, biological process: regulation of transcription by RNA polymerase II; anatomical structure development. Bases 700 to 1953 code for a protein of 417 amino acids.
CUGUCGGAUGCAGGGACCUCCUCAUUUGAGCUGCAGGUUUUUACGUGGGCGAAUCACAAAGUGUUGGAAUCUAUUGCCUUUGUCUGACAAGUCAUCCAUCUCUAUGCGAGGGAUCUGUGGGAUGGAGGCAGGGAGGAGGAGGGGGUGAUCUGUGGGACUGCAGCUUUUAGAAACAGACACACAAGGAGAGGGGUUUCAUUCUCAGCCCAAAGCUCCGCUCAGGCACAGCCCAUUCCGGAGGAGAGGGGGACUCUCUCACACACACACACACACACACACACACUGCUCCUCGCUGCUCCGUGUCCAUGUUGUUGUCAUCUCCGCCCAGAUCUGAUUAGAACGCGAGCCUGCUGCUGCUCCUCCGUCAGAGGAGAAGGAUUGUUUUCGGCCGCUGCGGACCCGUGGACCUCUCAGCUAUAUUCCUUUUGUUUUCCUCACGAUGUCCCUGAAACACAAACUGUGAGCCGGUUUGAGUCCAUGUUGCUGCGGCCGGUGCGCUCUGCACCUGACAGCCUCUCUGCACACUUUGAGGAAAACUCCCCGAGAAGUUGUUGACUGCUGCAGCCUGCGGACUCUGCCCUCACGGACUGAUUUACUCCAGAUCCUUGAUAUAUAUCUUUUUUUUUUACUUAUUCAAAGCUCCAUCACCGAGGCGAAACGGCGACCUCAGUCGAUUACCUUUCUUUCCUUUGCUAUCCCAUGGAUAUUCACUGCAAAGCGGACCCCUUCUCGGCCAUGCACCUGUCCCACGCAGGGCACGGCGGUGUGAACCAGCUCGGCGGGGUGUUUGUGAACGGCAGACCCCUCCCGGACGUGGUUCGGCAGCGGAUCGUGGAGCUUGCCCACCAGGGUGUCCGGCCCUGUGACAUCUCCAGACAGCUACGGGUCAGUCACGGCUGUGUCAGCAAAAUCCUCGGCAGCUAUCAGAAGGCAUAUCAGAGGUACUAUGAAACCGGCAGUAUUAAACCUGGAGUCAUUGGUGGCUCCAAACCAAAGGUUGCAACUCCGAAAGUGGUGGAUAAAAUAGCGGACUACAAGCGCCAGAAUCCAACCAUGUUCGCCUGGGAGAUAAGGGACCGACUACUGGCUGAGGCCGUCUGUGACAACGACACUGUCCCUAGCGUUUCCUCCAUCAACAGGAUUAUCCGCACCAAAGUCCAGCAGCAAUUCCACCCGUCCCCUGAUGGCUCUGUCACACCACUCUCCACGCCGGGCCACACUAUAGUGCCCAGCACGGCCUCGCCCCCUGUGACCAGCGCCUCCAACGACCCCGUGGGAUCCUAUUCCAUCAACGGCAUUCUGGGUAUCCCUCGCUCCAACGGCGAGAAGAGGAAACGAGACGAAGUUCUCUGGAGUGGCAACCACUUGGAUGGAAGGAAAAUAGGACAUUAUGGCUCAGAUGGUUCAGGCCCUGGCAGCGACUCUCAGGGCAGCGUGGAGAGUUUAAGGAAGCACCUGCGAGCUGACGCCUUCACCCAGCAGCAGCUGGAGGCCCUUGACCGCGUGUUUGAACGUCCUUCUUACCCUGAUGUCUUCCCCACUUCAGAACACAUUAAACCUGAACAGGCCAAUGAGUACUCGCUCCCCUCCCUGAACGGCGGCCUGGAAGAUGUAAAGCCAAGCCUCUCCUCCAGCGCCAGCUCCGAGCUCGCCUCCAGUGUCUCCCAGAGCUACUCUGUUGUGACAGGUCGAGACAUGGCCAGCACCACCUUACCUGGCUACCCGCCUCACGUCCCCCCCACAGGACAAGGCAGCUACCCCACCUCCACACUCGCUGGAAUGGUUCCUGGAGGGGACUUUUCUGGAAACCCUUACUCUCAUCCACAAUACACCACCUAUAACGAAGCAUGGCGGUUCAGCAAUCCAGCACUACUAAGUUCCCCUUAUUAUUAUAGUGCCGCAUCUCGUGGCUCCGCACCUCCCACUGCUGCCACUGCCUACGACCGCCACUAGUUACCAUGGAGACCAGCUCAAACUGCAGGGCCAGGGCUUCGGCCUCCAUAUUGUCCCCGUCUGAGAAACACUGAGGUCAAUGAGAAGCGAGGAGGAAACCCGUGACGUGGAGGAAAGAUCAGCGAAGUGGAUGUUGGUGUACCUAACCCGAGCUUCAGCCUUUACACAUGUGGGGGUCAAACUGCCCCGCGGGCGUCCAAAACUCACCCAUCAUGCCCUGGAUCUCUCACAGGGCCUGAACAUUUCCAGAAUGACUUUAAGAGAUUAUAUAAAUAUAUAUAUUAUAAGAUAUUAACUGAAGAAAAACAGUGUGAAAAUACCAUGUGGAAACAAUGUUGUGGGUUUUUAAUUUUGUUUAUUUGUUGCUGUUGUUGUUGUUAUUUUAUUCAUGGAUCCUCACAUUCCUUUCAUGUGAUGAACUGCAGUAUUUUUUCUGCUAUAAAGAGAAAAGUCCAUGGGGGGGGGGGGGGGGGGGGUGCUAAAGGUCCCAUAGCUUGAUG